Molecule: messenger RNA, 8345 nt
Organism: Boleophthalmus pectinirostris (great blue-spotted mudskipper)
Lineage: Eukaryota; Metazoa; Chordata; Actinopteri; Gobiiformes; Gobiidae
Product: serine/threonine-protein kinase TAO2-like
Exons: 12
Coding region: 117-2831 (904 amino acids)
Source: RefSeq, a predicted model, not a curated record
AUUCGUUCCGUAACUUCGUGGACUCGUGUCUCCAGAAGAUUCCACAGGACCGUCCUACCUCCGACGUGCUGCUCAACCACCGGUUCCUGUCGCGGGAGCGCCCUCAGACCGUGGUCAUGGACCUGAUCGCUCGAACCAAAGACGCCGUCAGAGAACUGGACAAUCUCCAGUACAGGAAGAUGAAGAAGAUCCUGUUCCAGGAGACGCAGCAGAACGGACCCACGGCCGACGGAGCCGACGAGGACGAGGACGUGGAGCCGUACCUUCUGCGCUCGGGGACGGUGAACUCCAUGGAGAGUUCUCAGUCGGUGCCGAGCAUGUCCAUCUCCGCCAGCUCCCAGAGCAGCUCCGUCAACAGCCUCGCCGACGACGGCAGCGACAGCGACGCCGAGAUCGCCAUGAUGCAGGAGGGCGAGCACACGGUGGCCUCCAACAGCUCCAUCAUACACCGCCCGCAGAACCAGGAUAACCUGUACGAUGACCCGUACCAGCCGGAGGUGGAGCAGCCGCAGGCGCCCUCUGGUGGCCGCCGCAGGGCCUACUACAGGAACAGAGACCACUUCGCCACCAUCAGGACCGCCUCCCUGGUGACCCGUCAGAUCCAGGAGCACGAGCAGGGUUCUGCUCUUCGGGAGCAGAUGUCUGGAUACAAACGCAUGAGGAGGCAGCACCAGAAGCAGCUCAUGGGUCUGGAGAACAAACUGAAGGCCGAGAUGGACGAACACCAACUGAAACUGGACAAAGAACUGGAGAACCAGAGGAACAACUUCAGCUCUGAGGCCGACAAACUCCUGAAGAAACACCAGGCCAUUCUGGACAAAGAGACCAAAGCUGCUCUGGCUGAAGAGAAGAAGUUCCAGCAGCACAUCCUGGGUCAACAGAAGAAAGAACUGACCAGUCUGAUCGAAAACCAGAAACGCCAGUACAGAGCCAGAAAAGAACAGCUGAAAGAGGAACUGAACGAGAACCAGUCGACGCCGAAGCGAGAGAAGCAGGAGUGGCUGAUGCGUCAGAAGGAGUGUCUCCAGCAGGUCCAGGCCGAGGAGGAGACCAGCCUCCUCAGGAGACAGAGACAAUACUACGAACUCCAGAGCCGCCAGUACAAGAGGAAGAUGCUCCUCGCCCGACACAACCUGGAGCAAGACCUGCUCAGAGAGGAGCUGAAUAAGAAGCAGACUCAGAAGGACCUGGAGCGCGCGAUGCUCCUCAGACAUCACGAGUCGACGCAGGAGCUGGAGUUCAGGCAGCUGGCCCUGGUCCAGAGAACCCGAGCCGAGCUGAUCCGGACCCAGCACCAAACGGAACUCACCAACCAGAUGGAGUACAACAAGAGAAGAGAGCAGGAACUGAGGCAGAAGCACAGCGUGGAGGUCCGCCAGCAGCCCAAGAGCCUCAAGACGAAGGAGCUUCAGAUCAAGCGUCAGUUCCAGGAGACGUGUAAGAUCCAGACUCGUCAGUACAAAGCCCUGAGGAACCAUCUGUUGGAGAGCACUCCCAAAGCCGACCACAAGGCGGUGCUCAAACGCCUCAAGGAGGAACAGACGCGCAAACUCGCCAUCCUCGCCGAGCAGUACGACCACUCCGUCAACGACAUGCUGUCCACGCAGGCCGUCAGCAAGCUUCGUCUGGAUGAGACUCAGGAGGCCGAGUAUCAGGUUUUGCGGAUGCAGCUUCAGCAGGAGCUCGAGCUGCUCAACGCUUAUCAGAGCAAAAUCAAGAUCCACACGGACUCCCAGCACGAGAGAGAGGCCAAGGAGCUGGAGCAGAGAGUGUCCAUCAGGAGAGCCCUGCUGGAACAACGGAUCGAGGAGGAGAUGUUGUCGCUGCAGAACGAGCGCUCUGAGAGGAUCCGUUCUCUGCUGGAGCGUCAGGCUCAUGAGAUCGAGGCGUUCGACUCGGAGAGCAUGAGGCUGGGCUUCAGUAACAUGGCUCUGGGCGGGAUCCCGGCCGAGGCCUACACGCAGGGCUACGCCUCCUCCGGCCCCGCCCCCUCCGGCUCCGCCCCCUGGCCCCGCCCCGUCCCGCGCUCCGGCGGACACUGGUCCCACAGCGUCUCCGCCUCGUCCGCCCCGCCCGCCUGGAGGAACCACGGCUUCGCCCGCGCCGAGACCGUCGCCCACGGCUUCGGGCAGGAGCAGCGGCAGGAGCAGAGGUACGGCGGGCAGGAGCAACGAUACGGCGGGCAGGAGCAGAGGUACGCGGGGCAGGAGCAGCGGCAGGAGCAGAGAUACGGCGGGCAGGAGCGAUACGCGGGCGGGCAGGAGCAGAGGUACGCCGGGCAGGAGCAACGAUACGGCGGGCAGGAGCAGAGGUACGGCGGGCAGGAGCAGCGGCAGGAGCAGAGGUUCGCUCAGCUGGAGAAGAUGGAAAAGUAUCGUCAGAACACGGAGUACGGCGACAGGUACUCGCCGCAGGAGCUGAAGUACAGAGACGAGCUGAAGUACGGGCGCGAGUACCAACGCGACGACCUGAAGUACAGAGACGAGAUGAAGAGCAGAGCCUCCUCAUCCUCCUCCUCCUCCUCGUCCUCGCAGCAUCAGUACCAGUUCAGUCACCACCAGAGCACGCCGCAGCUCUACCAUGAGCCCGAGGGCCGCGAGGGUCGCGAGGGCCGCGAGCGCGGGCGGGACUGGGCGUACGCCUCCUCGCACGGCUCCUCCUCCUCGGGGGCGGGGCCAGGGGGCGGGUACGGCCGGGCGCACGCUCUGAGGAACAGCCCCACGCCGUUACGCAGGACGGCCUCCGGGGGGCAGAGCGGCGAGGGCGGGCUGAGCCGGAGCACGUCCGUCACAUCGCACAUGUCCAACGGCUCGCACCUGUCAUACACCUGAGGCACCUGCCGCACCUGUCGGAAUCCUGAAGGACGAGAAUGACCGAACCUCAACGGACCCGAGGGUCAGACGGACGAGAGGCCUUCACAGGACCGGGACCAGAACCAGGACCGGGACCAGGACCGGGGCUGAUCCGCUCUGUUCUGUGAAGGCCACAUUUCUCUUCUGUCUGAAAACCUUCAAAUUUCCUUCAAAAUUAUUUUAAUUUUAGACAUUGUGUCUUGAAUGACCCCCCCCGACCUCUGACCCUUGACCCCUCCUCCUCGACAGAACGCGUUUCAUUUCACGUUUCAAUGGUGAAACUUCGGUUAGACUCUUGUGUUCUUCUUCACUUCCGUGCGAUUGUAAAACUGCAGCUGUUAAACUGGUUCGUUUUUCUGAAUUCGCCGCGAUCGCUGAAAGAGUCAAAGUGUAAAUACUGUAAAUAAAACCAUUUCAAAGUCAGAUUUUAACUAAAUAAAUGUAGAUUUUUGUUUUUUAGUGAUAAGGUUCUGUAUAAACACUGCCAUAGAGUCGGGUGGGCGGCGAACCGUCGCCGUAGAGACGAACGGGCGACCGUCGCCGUAGAGACGGGCGGGUGGCGGUUCGUCGCCGUAGAGACGAACGGGCGACCGUCGCCGUAGAGACGGGCGGGUGGCGGUUCGUUGCCGUAGAGACGGGCGGGUGGCGGUUCGUCGCCGUAGAGACGGGCGGGUGGCGGUUCGUCGCCGUAGAGACGGGCGGGUGGCGGUUCGUCGCCGUAGAGACGGGCGGGUGGCGGUUCGUCGCCGUAGAGACGGGCAGCGGGCGGCGGACAGCUCCAGAACGCAAAAACUGAGACUGAGUCUUUUAAUUUUGAGUCAUUUCCUUUUUAAUGUUUGUUUUUUGUUGAAAGUUUCUGUGAAGUGUUUUUGUGGACGGCGUGUUACGGUUCAGACGGCGGCGUCAGGUCUGUGGAGGGGCGAGUUCUGGCUCGCCCAAUGUUUCCAGUCGCCUUCAGAGGUCAAAGGUCAGAUAUCGACUUUCAAAUAUCGGUUCAGUCGAUAUCCUGUUUGGUUUUAUUGAUGUAAUGAUCAGAAACUCUGAACUUUGACUGAGUUGUUCUGUGUAAAAUCCGUCAACACGACAAAAUGAGAAAUUCAUUUUAUCAACUGGACAAACGUUUAUUUAGAUCGAACACUGAGCUGAGCCUCUGGUCAGACGCCUGCAGGCGGCGCUCAGGACACUGAGGUGGAGGUGGACAGCAGACUGUGGUCCUGUGUCGCUCUCUCGUCUGUCGGUUCUUCUUCUUGUGACGUGUCUGUUUUGUUUCUUCACUUCGAGACUCUUCACAGGAGACGAGAACAGAACAGGACCUCAGACAAAAACUAAAAACUAAAAACUGAAUUUCUCCUUUUGCCGUUGUUUUGUGAUUUCCUCAGGUAAAUCUCAGCUCCACGUUUGGACCAGAUUCUCUUAUUUUUUUUAGUUUUAUUCAUGAAAAUCCUGCACUUCUGGAAAAGUUUUGGAUUUUUGGCAGGUGUUGGGUUUGGGCCUAAGGUUUUUAAAAAUCCAUGGAUACACACUGGAGCGCCCCCUGGAGGCGGUACAUAAAAUGACACGGAGCCUUUCCUUUGUCAGACUCGUCAGGCUGAGCUCCUGAACACGAGCUCUCGCUCUGAAGCCCCGUCCUGGUCGAGCACAGACGCCCGGCAGAAUUUGGUGACUCUGGACUUUUACAUUUUGAAACGAACGAGCAUUUCAUAGAACCACGAAACAAGUUCUGCUCCUUUUUUGCCUUGAUUUGAGAAAUGGACAGUUUUUGUAAAUAUUUUUCACACUAGAAUAAUGUUCACAUGUUCAGUUUUAUUGUUUCAGGAUGAACCUGUGGGUUCAGACGCCUGAAGCAUCUUUAGACACUGUUCGUUCACAGAUAUGGAUCGUUUUUAAAGUAAAAAGUGACCAGGACAAUACGUUUGUCGUGAAAAUGUCCUUCAAAUAUGAAGAGUCUUAAAAUCACCUCCUUUUGUCAAGUAGAAAAAGUGUCAUUAUACGAGAAUUUCAGACAAAAGGAAACAGAUAAAACCUUUUCUUUUCGGUGGGACCAUUUUAGAUUUUAUACUCGCUGGACACCAGGGGGCGCCACAACCUGUUUCCAUGGGUUUUUAAAAGUCACAAACUUUUCCAGAAGAGCCCGAGUCUCAUGAUAUUUCACAAACUCCCUCCAAAAUAAAACUGGUCCUCAGUGUCUGGGUUCAUCAAGUAUCGGCACAUUUUUAAAGUCAGACCUUUGACCUCUGACCUCUGACCCAGACGCACCAUCACGGCGAAGGAACCGGAACGUCCACGAGGCUUUGACGCCGUUUCAACGCCGCGGUCUGAACGAACGGUCUGCCUCUGUGCUCUCGAGCAAAACACUUCCCACAUUACCUUGAGUGCAGUAAACGAUGGAGGUCGGCGAGGAACGGCAGCCGUGACCCCCUCCGCUCGCCCCGGGGCAGGUGCGGCAGCCGUGACCCCCUCCGCUCGCCCCGGGGCAGGUGCGGCGGGAGCAGAGGACAAAGGGACAAAGCAUCAAAAGACUCUGGACUCUGCUGAGACGAACUCGAGCUCCGAAAAACGCUCAAACGCAUCAAAAGAAUCAGUGUUGUUUUUAUUUUUCGUUGUUGUAUUUUUUUCCUCUUCCUGUUGCGUUCUGGAGCCGGUCCCUGAUUGGUCGGCGGAGCGGAGUGGGCGGGGCGUGUACAGACUUCAAAUAUUUAUGUAAAAAUGUAUGAAGAAAAUGUGUAAAAAAAAUUUAAAAAAAGAAACCACGCCAUCUGGAGGUUUGCAGAAGCACUGACUGUAAAACGCCAUUAUUAUUAAGAAAAUUAGUCACGUGACCUGCGUCGUCCAAUAGGAAGCCGGUAUUAUUACUACUGCAGAUUAGUGUUUCAUUUGUGAGAAGCGGAGAAAGACGACGCCCGAAAAUCCAACCGCGCCGCGUCUGGGAGGGCAUCUGAUCGUCUGGGAGGGCGUCUGAUCGUCUGGAGGGCGUCUGAUCGUCUGGGAGGGCGUCUGAUCGUCUGGGAGGGCAUCUGACGCACGAGAGACACGUGACCUGAGUCUGUGUGCGAUUGGUUCUUUUGAAUUUCAAUUAUGAACGAAAAACAACAAACAAAAAAACUGAUUUCGACCUCGAUUUCAAAUAUUUCAAGUUUAUUUGAAAUCACACCAAUGUAAAAUCAAUCUCGUGUCUAUUUUUAUUUUAUUUUAUUCUCUCCCUUCUCGUAGAAAAAAAUGGUGUCAGUGGCGUUGAGUGAUCGAGUUAUGAAAUCGGAACAGAGAGACUCGCUCAAAAUAUAAAGACACACGACGAGACGAGACACCGAGUCUUUAGUUUAAAGAGACGACAAUAAACUCACGGACGGGAUUUAGAAUGUUCAAAAAAACUAUAAACUACGGAAGCCGAGAGGGGCCACAAGGAACGCAAACGCCGCAACAAAUACAAAAGCCACAACAUGCCAAAAAAAGCCACAACAAACCAAAAAAAGCCACAACGGAAGUGACUGCGGGACUCUAUUUUCCGACCGACCGAUCAAGCAGCAAGUGAAGAAGAAGAACCACAACAUGAAAGGAAUAAUGAUAAAACAAUAAAUUACUUUUACUUGCGUUUCCAACUUCUCCGUUCCUUUACUUUUCAUGUUGUAGUUCUUCUUCUUCUUCACUUGCCGCUUGAUCGGUCCGUCGGAAAAUAGAGUCCCACGGUCACUUCUGUUGUGGCUUUUUAAUGUGUUGUGGCUUUUUGUUGUGUUGUGGCUUUUGUUGUGUUGUGGCUUUUGUAUUUGUCGUGGCGUUUGCGUUCGUUGUGACCCUCUCGGCUUCCGUAAUGAUCCCAAACCAUGAGGUGAGUGGAAAGAGUUUCACGUUUCAGACUUAACCCUAAGAGUCUGAUCAGUUCUACACAUGUAGGUGCUGGAAAGUCAUGGAAAAUUCACACAAGUCAGUCUGUCGCCCCCUAGUGUCUGCGCUCAGUUUCAUUUCUCUGCAGCUCUAGAUCAGAAUCAGAAAACACUCGACGAUUCACAAAAACCCCGGAAGUGUCGAGUUCGGGCUCCAGCCAAUCAGAGGAGAGACAGACGUUCUGUGUUGGCGACGAUUCCCCAGACCCGAGGAUUUAAAGUCUGAACAAAGAGAAUGUUUGGUGAGUUUGAACUCGGGGAAAGACGUUAUUGUUCUUCUUCCGUCAGGAUUUGGAGCUUUACAAACGUCACGACCAAACAGCAGCGAUUGGUUCAAUAAAAAAGUGCUGCAGGUCACACGGUUUCCAUCAAGUGAAACCAGCUCAGGAAUCAGGACAGGAAAAGUCAUGGAAAAGUUUUGAAAUUGUGUCAGUGAAAAAGAGGAAACCCUGAAGGCGCCGGGACAGAGUUUUGAUUGGUGUCACUUGAAAUAAACUUUCAAUUAAAUAUUGGAAACAGAGGUCGAAAUCUGACACUAAAACGGAAGAAUUAAAUGACAAACUUUCCCGUUUUAUUGUUUUUCGUUCUAAAUUGAAAAGAACAAAUGUUACACGGACGGACCCGCCCCGCCUCAACCGAACACUACAGACACACGAGGACGGGAGGGCAUCUGACGCACGGGCACACGAGGGCGGGAGGACGGGAGGGCAUCUGACGCACGGGCACACGAGGACGGGAGGACGGGAGGGCAUCCGGUCUUUCUCCGCUUCACAGAGUCGUCUCAGAUUUUUAAUGUUAGUUUUUUAAAGAUGUAUUUACCGAUGUUGAACCACUACGGGGAGUUUGUUACUGUGAGAGUUUUAACGAGCGCGCGGGGAGCCACGCCCCCUUUUAUGCAAAUGAGUUUUACGGGGUUCGGGGUCCGACGGCGCCGGCAACGUCACCAUUGAACGCUGCCGCGGGGGUCAUGUGACGGGACGGUCCGAUCACGGCGAAGGACGGAGACGCCAAAACAACCGACAGAAAAAAAAAAAAAAAACGAUUUAAGAGAUUUGAUUUGAACCGAAGCGGGACCGAAGCGGGACUGAAGCGAGAUCGAUCAGGGACUGAACCGGGAUUGAGCCGGAGACUGAAGUGAGACUGAACCAGGGCUAAACCGAGAUCAAUCGAGACUAAACCAGGACUGACAUAAACUAAACUUCUCGUGAGCCUCGUCGGUCCCGUCGGUCCCGUCGGUCCAAACCCCUCGGAGCGACAUGGUGUUUUCCGGUGCCAGAGGUGGGCGUGGCUUCGUGCGUUCAGGAGCUGGACUUCGUUUCCCAGAAGCCUCAGGGCCGUGCGUUCCGUUCGAGCCAGUAUUAACCCUUUUGUUCUGGUGCCAUGUUUGAGUUUUUGUACAGAUUUUUUGAACACUGUAGGUCGGGUCGGAAGUUUUGCACAGUUUUCGCAGCUACCUCGUCUGCGCACGUGCGGACGCGUCUGCGGCGAGUGGACGUGCACGUGUGGUGACGUCUGGAGUGCGUAGGCGAGCAUGGGGUGGGAGUCUGCGCACGUGUGGGGGCGCCGCGGUGCGUGAGCGUGCACGUGUGGCGGUGGUGCGUAGUCGUGCACGUGU